Molecule: messenger RNA, 3312 nt
Organism: Vitrella brassicaformis
Lineage: Eukaryota; Vitrellaceae
Source: the annotation of a GenBank genome assembly
UCUGAGUGUGUGUGUGUCAGACUUUGCCCGACACGCACAAGUGUUUCGAGAUCGAUUACAUGGGCGAGAGGCAGGGAAUCUGCACACACGACACAGGAAGCGUACAAAAACACACGCACACACAAACACACACACAAAUGCAUGUCUAAAGUGGACACAUCGAUGUGUGUGUGCUGGUCAUUCAUGUGUCAAUCAGCGCGACGCGUGGAUGGAUGCGCUGACUGAGGCGUGGGCGUGCGAAAACUAUGGCAUCGUCGCAAUUCUGUCGUCAGUCGACGCAGCCAAGACAGGCAACCAAUGCAGCCCAGCACACAUGACACACAGCGCAUGGCUGGCUGUGUGUGUGUCAGAGGAAGCCAAGUUGGAGAGCGCUGGUAACAAGACGGUUUCGGCCGCCAUUCCCGAGGAGACCAUCCAACACAAACAGCAAAAGGCAUCAUACUCCACUCCCACACGCCAACACACCACACAGAGAGAGACACGUAUCUCAUGCAUGUAUGUGUGCCUCUCUCUGUGUCUAUCUUGUCAGAGUGCGCUCAACGUGCGUGUGGAGGCUGACGAGGAGGGAAAACCCAAAGUGACCGUCGGGGCGCUGCCGACACACAAACCACAGCAACUUGCAGCAGCAGCAGCAGCCAUGGCAGUGCAAUGAGUCAGUGAGUGAGUCGGCAGCAACGAGCGACAAACAGAGACAGACAGACAGACACACUGAGUGGAUACGAUAAGUGAGUGUCUCCAUCGACGGGCCGGCGUCUCAUGAACAGCCGAACUCAGACAAAGAAAGUGCUUUGAUUUGUUCCAUCCAUCCAUAUGUUGGGUGGCCCAGGCCGAGGAGGCCCGCGAAUCUACAGCCCCCUUGCAUGCAGCAGAGUGGUCAGCUUGUCGACAGUUUGCUGGAUGGCCGCACCCAUGCUGACCACGAUCGGGGACAGCUUCCUCCACUCCUCCAUGGAAAUACUCCUAAAGCCCCCCUCUUUCUGGGCGUCGUCGUUGAGGACAAUGGCGAAUCCGCGGCUCUCCGUGUUGGUCGGGUGGAGCGUCGCUGCAGGACAGCAUGACGCCGACACACGAAUGAAGACCUCAUAUGUGUGUUGAUACAUGUAAGUGUUUGUUACCGUAGUCUGUCAGGAGUGUGUUCCAGAGGAUGUGUGCAAGCGUCAGCAGCGUCCCCGUCCAAUCAGUCAGGCCCUUUGUCAGAUCUGGCACCUUGUGAAGCGGCGUCUCACGCUUUACCUUGAACACGGGCAUGUCCUCGGCCUUCGGAGCGCUCUCCUUUUUGAACAGCCCAAACCACGUUGGGCCCUCCACCAAGUAGAUGUCAUCUCGUAGCCCGCCCCAGCUGGCUUUCAUGUGACCCACAAAGCGCGACAGUGCCUCUUUCAGUUUCUGCACUGGCACUCUGGGGUCGACAGACGUGGAUAUUGCCUCGAUGGACUUCUGUCGUGCUUUUGUGGUCUCGUCAGAGGCCAGCACCAUUUCCAUAGGAUCUGAUAAUCACACAACACCGAGACUGCCUCCACACGGUUCCUUCCUUCUCCUUCCCGCAUACGUACCCGUCUGUGAUGCUUUCUCUGUCGGCUCCAAUACGCUGAAGAGAACCUUCAUGACGGCCUUGAAUCUCCCCAUGACCUCGUAGGCCUCCAAAAUCGCCGCGGGUCGCUGGGCCGUGUAGCUGAGGAACAGCUUGUGCUCCCUCUUCUCUUUCGGGUCACUUUUCAUCUGGAGAGAAGAAGAUGGUACGAGACAAACAGACGCAUGGAUAUGGCGGAUGGAUUGCUGGGCUCACUUCUGUGAUCGCGAGGUCCUCAAGAAGUCGAUCGAUGACCAUACUGCCAGCCACUUUGCCGACGUGCCACUUCUUCUUCUUGGAGUGCUUGAGCUUACCCUGCGCUCAUGUAUGGUCGAAGCACUCGACGCAUUUCAAAUGAGCAGCUUCCCACUUCCCUUCGGGACGUUCUCACAUGUGCAAAGUUGCUCAGAGCCUUGAUCUGCGUGUAUGCACCCGCCACACACAGAGACACAGUUAUCGUGUGGGGGAAACAUCACAAAAUGGCUCGAGGUCUCCUGUUUGUCGGUUGGUGUAGCUUCUGCCAGAUGGUCUCCUCCAUCGCAUAGAUCUCGGCCGUGGUGGUCUCGUCCACGCUGCCCACGGUGAGCAACUCGUAACCAGCCUUCUUGAAGGCCUCUCUGUCCGUGGCACGCUCGUAUUGACUGUUGAUCUUCAUGUUCAUCGAGGUCUUGAAGCGGUCGAAGAACUGGAGGAGAGUUGAGUCGAAAUAUGCCUCAAGUAUCUGCUUCCACUCGGGGCUCGAUGGGUCCUUCGCCACCAACCUGUGACCCAGCUCUUGCCACAGGUUGUGCAGGCACGCCCAAAGGACGAAGAAGAAGAGACAUGGCUGCAGAGCCGCCGCUGGUGUUGGCUGGUUCUUUACCCUGCCGUACAGGACCAUGACGUCGAUCAGUUCGAGGGAUGCGUCUCUCUUGACCUCGGCGUAGGCGGCAUCUCCAUCCUUCCAGUACUCUAUCUCCCACAGAGUGUCCUGAAGGAAGAGGUCAUGUCUGUGGGACACUUGUUGUUACAAAAGACUCUUCCUGUACCAUCCAGAGUCUCUUGUUGAAGUACGUCGUCAUGGCUUUCCUCAGCCCCAUGAUGGUCUCCCGGUCAGAUCCGUCCCCCCACGCCACCGUGGCCACGGCUUUCAAAUUGAUCUUUUGCCUUUCGGCCUCCUUCUCCGUUACCGGCAGUUUCGAUUCGAUGGUGCACUCCAGCUGGCCCCGCAGCUUUGCCAGCCAGUCCGGCUUUGGCGCCGACGAAGAUGUCGCUCAGCAUCCCGACCAUCCCGCCCUUCUGCUUCUUCCCCUUCGUGUCGCACGAGAGUCCCUGGCCGGCAAGGGUGUGGUUGGCAAAGGCCCUCUUGACGGCCUCGUCAGCCACGAGCUCGAGGCCCUCGACAGCUUUCGCUUUGAGAGCCGUCUCCAUCCUGGCUCCCAGACCCUUGAAGUAGCCAGUGACCCAGUCGUGGACCCGUGUGUGGAAGGGGGCGGCCGCGGAAUGGAAGGCGGCAGCUUUGCCCAGGAGGUCGGCUGGUGGUUCAGGCGUCCCAUCGGGGACACCACUGGGUGGGGGAGACGCUUGGCGAGACACUGCCGCCUCACUGCCGCCUCUGCAAAGCUGGCAGUUGGCUCGGUUGCACUGCCAGACAGGUCAUGGGCGAUCGAUGGCUGAAAGGGCAGGAGGAUGCAGGCAAAGUGAAUGCAGGACGCUGGGAGGACGACUGCCGCCACAAACCUCGCCAUUUCCGCGGGUUCUCU